CUCCGCAGUUUAGGUUUGUUGUCCGCCGAUUGAACGUGCUUUUCGUGCAAACGUCUCGGUGCGGUGUGAGUCAUUUGCCCUGUGAAUUUUUGAUAGUCGAAAGUGUUCAGUAAGUUUUUAAGUCUAUCUGUGAAUCAUGAAUUCAACAUUCAAACUAAACUCAGGACAUUUGAUUCCUCUGAUUGGAUUUGGUACGUACCAAAUUUACGGUAGUGAGUUAAUCUACGAAACGCUGGAUUAUGCGCUGAAGGCUGGUUAUCGUCAUAUCGACACUGCCGUAGUCUAUCGCAAUGAGGAGCACAUUGGAAACGCUCUGAAGAAAUUACUGCCUAAGUACAAUUUGAAGCGAGAAGACAUCUUCAUUACCUCGAAGCUAAUAUCUCAAGUAAACAAAGGCGAACCGUUCGUGGAGGAGCUCGUGUUAAAGUCAUUGGCCAAUUUACAAACUGAAUAUAUUGACCUUUACCUCGUUCAUUGGCCCGGUGUUAGCGGGCUUCAGGUAUCCCAUCCAGACAAUGUUAAGUAUCGCAAGUGUACAUGGAACGUUCUGUCUAGACUGCAUCGCGAAGGCAAGUGUCGGUCGAUCGGUGUUUCGAACUAUACCGUCAAGCACAUUCGGGAACUGCUAGCUGAUUGCAACGGCGUGCGGCCAGCUGUCAACCAGGUUGAGUGGCAUCCUCAUCAUUUUCAGCCGGAACUGCUGGAGCUGUGCCGAUCGGAGGGCAUUUUCCUGCAAGCAUAUUCCUCUCUCGGUACCUCCGGCAGCACAAGCCUCCGGGAGGACCCUGUCGUAGUGGACAUUGCAUCCCGUCUCGGCCGAUCACCAGCCCAGGUCCUGCUUCGCUGGGCUUUGCAGCGUGAGAUUGGCAUUCUGCCCAAGGCACGAUCCCAAAAUCGCAUCGAAGAAAACAUUGCCCUUAAUUUCGAAACUCCGGUGGAAGAUCUGAAACUGCUCGAUCAGCUCAGGGAUACUUGCGGUGCAAAGUAUGCUUGGGAUCCGAAUACUGUAGUUUAGUGAGCUGGUAUACUGUUUAGUUAAGCAACGAAUCGCUUUCAAUUAUCACGUGGUGCCUUUUUGUUUUAGAAUCGAUUGUUAUAUUAAUGUUAUGCUCUAAGAGGUGUACUGUUACUGUUAAUUUUCAACAAUAAACAUUCUUCACUAACACUAAA
Molecule: messenger RNA, 1170 nt
Organism: Ochlerotatus camptorhynchus
Lineage: Eukaryota; Metazoa; Arthropoda; Insecta; Diptera; Culicidae
Exons: 6
Coding region: 137-1015 (292 amino acids)
Molecular function (GO): oxidoreductase activity
Source: RefSeq, a predicted model, not a curated record